Theobroma cacao (cacao) is the source of this 1208-nucleotide messenger RNA. The record is from RefSeq and is a predicted model, not a curated record. NCBI's taxonomy places the organism in Eukaryota, Viridiplantae, Streptophyta, Magnoliopsida, Malvales, Malvaceae.
UCGAUGGGUAAAGAGGAGGGUGCGCGCGACAAAGAGGGCAGCGGUAUUGGGGUUGAUCUUGACGAUGCAGGUGGCAUAAAUCGAUCAAGUGCAUCGACUCGAAGCUCACUUCUCGCUGGCCGAUCGAACAUUAUUCUGUUCCUAUCCUAUCUCUAAUAAUGGCAACCCAGCAUUCUCAACACACACCUCCCGAGGCUCCACCUCUUGUAAGUAGUCAAACUAAAACUUCCGCGAGUCCUACUUCUAUACUAACUUUAGCAGAGGCCCCCCCAAAUGGUCAGAUCACACUUUCUCUUGAGGCUCCACCUCGACCUGAGCCCGAAGAUGCAUGUGUGAGCUUGACCAGCAAAUACCUUUGAAACCCAUAUGUUAACCCGCUAUUAGUCCAGUGAAAAAUGACGGACGAUUUGAAGGACAGAUAUGAGUCCUUCAUGAAAAACGAGCAAGCCAGGGUUAACAUUCUGGGCAUUGAAGGGCAAGAGAGCCUUGAUUUUUUUCGACAAUUGGAGAUGCCGACAAAGUUGAUGAACAACCAACAGAUUGAUGCAUGCAUCAGCAUGUUGUGUAAGCGGGCGCAUGAGCACCUUCCACAAUACUAUAAGCAGAGAAUCUACAUCGUUGACACCAGCUUCUAUCUUAUUUUGCUGGGUCUGAGAAAAAAUAUACAGCCUUCCCCCACGAGAAGACAUUCAAGCCGAGUGAAGCGGUAAUGCCAGACGAUGUGCUUCAGUAUGCAAGGGGUGGGAGACCUCCGUGGGGUUUUCCAUGGCAUGAGGUUGACUCAAUUCUCGUACCGUGCUAUUUCGACGACCACUAGGUGGUAGUGCACAUUAACUUGUUGAAAUGGACUAUGAUGUUAGUGGACUCAUCGUAUAGUAGGAUAAAAGCACUGAAGUUCGGCUUGCGUGAUAAGCAGAUGAGUCCAUUAACAUCAUUGUUUCCCAUUAUAUGCCACAAAGCGGGGUACUUUGUCAGCUCGAGUCGUCAAAAGCGACCUUUGAUGCGGAUGAAGUAUAGGUUAAAUUAAAAGACCUCGAUACAACAAGAUUCGCACAAUUGCGGAUAUUGGGUUAGAGCUUCGUUACAAUGGUUGAUCGGGUCGAAGGAUCAAACGCUGAAGGCAAAUGCUAUAGAGGGUAUUCGAAAAAAGUUUGCGCUUGAGAUUUUUGCAAAUAGCAUAAGUUGUAAAGUUUUUUAAUUUGUUUAUU